CUUCAGGGUUCAGCCUGCGGGUGGCAGACUGAAGCUGUGAAUAUGAGUGAUGACAAACCGUUCCUCUGCACUGCUCCUGGCUGCGGACAGCGAUUCACAAAUGAAGACCACCUGGCGGUGCAUAAACACAAGCAUGAGAUGACCCUGAGGUUCGGUCCGGCGCGCAGCGACAGCGUCAUCAUCGCUGACCAGACGCCGACUCCGACCCGCUUCCUGAAGAACUGCGAAGAGGUGGGCCUGUUUAACGAGCUCACCAGCCCGUUUGAGCAUGACUUUAAAAAGGCCACGGAGGAGGACAUUAAAAAGUUGCCGCUGGACUUGUCUCCUCUUGCAACUCCAGUCGUUCGAAACAAAGUAGAGCAGCAAACUCCCAUGGAGUCGCACAGAGACAGUCCUCUUCCCCACCCAGAGUCGACCACCGUUGAUGACAAGGAGGUUUCUUUGCAGCCGUCCUCUCUGCCUCCGUCCACUAUAGUCCGCCCUCCAUCCCUUCAAGUUCCCAAUGUGCUUCUGGCCAACUCUGAGGCUGGUGUUGUUAUUCAGCAAGCUCUCCCGUCACCAACAUCUAGCUCUGUUAUAACCCAGGUCCCGUCCUCUAGUAGACCCAUAGUUCCGGUGUCUGGCACCUUUCCGGUUCUGCUUCAGCUGCCGAACGGUCAGACCAUGCCAGUCGCUAUUCCAGCCACCAUUGCCAGCUCCAGCGUGCACAUCCCCACUGCCAUUCCUCUGGUCAGACCAGUCACCGUAGUGCCUAGUGUUCCAGGAAUCCCCGGCCCCGCCUCGCCACAGCCCGUCCAAUCAGAAGCCAAGAUGAAGCUGAAGGCAGCACUCAGCCAGCAGAUCCCUCAGGUAACCAAUGGCGACGCAGUAGACAUCCAGAGCAGCUCGGCCAGUGAAACUCCGCCUCCAGCCCCGCCUCCACCUGAGGAACCUCGCCCAAAGUCAUUGCAGCAGCCUGCGACAUCUACUACUGAAACACCUGUGUCUCCUGCUCCUCCAGCCCAGCACACACCCAGUACAGGAGGCCGACGGCGGAGAACCACCAGCGAGGACCCUGACGAGAAAAGAAGGAAGUUUCUGGAAAGGAACCGAGCUGCGGCGUCUCGCUGCAGACAGAAGAGGAAAGUCUGGGUACAGAGUCUGGAAAAGAAAGCUGAAGACUUGGGCUCUGUGAAUGGACAGCUACAGAACGAGGUGACUCUUCUGCGUAAUGAGGUGGCUCAGCUCAAGCAGCUCUUACUGGCUCAUAAGGACUGUCCUGUGACGCUCAUGCAGAAGAAGUCCGGAUACCAGCCGCUGGAUAAAGAGGACAGCUGUGGUGAGAUGUCUGUUUCCAGCAGCCCCCAGAACGAGGCCAUCCAGCACAGCUCCAUCAGCACAUCCAAUGGUGUGAGUUCGUCCACAGCGGCCUCCGUCCUCACAGCAUCCAGCCCUGCAGCCGGAGCCGCCGCUGACCCCAGCACAGAGGACGAGGAUGAGGACGAGCACGGCCAGCCUUCGGGAAGCUGAUCUGAGACCUGCUCGCCACUCAUUUCAGUAAAAAAAGCACUUCAGCCGUUAUGUAGAAACCAGACUGAUGGGGUAAUGUUUUCUGAAAUUGUCCACUUUAGUUUAUUUGCCUUUAUUUUGCACAAGUGAAAGUUUGUUUUUAAUGAUUAUUGUUUAUUUGGCCAUUCUUACAGCUCCUCUAGAGUAAAACAUUUGAGUUUUACCGUCUUUGAAUCCAUUCAGCCAAUCUCAGAGUCUCAUUAUUAGCUUAGCUUAGCAUAGUUCACUGAAUCGAAUUAGACCAUUAGCAUCGCACUCAAAAAUAGUUUUUCUUCCAUUUGUGGAGAUUGAAAAACCAUGAGUGGAAUUGUCUGGGAUUGUCCACUUUAUUUAUUUGUCUUUGUUUUGCACAUGAAUGAAAGUUUUUUUAAUAAUUGUUUUUAAACGAACGCUCCACCUUAUUUUUGGAAACAGGCUCAUUUUACAGCUCCUCUAGAGUAAAACAGUCGAGUUUUACUGGUUUUGAAUCUAUUCGGCCAAUCUCAGUCUCACUAUUAGCUUAGCUUAGCAUAAUUUAUAGAAUCGGAUUAGACUGUAGCAUCUCGCUCAAAAAUAGUUUUGAUCAUUUUCCUAUUUAAAGCUUGACUGUUCUAUUGUUACAUCGCACUCUAAAGCUGUGUUCACACCAAACGCGGCACGUGCGGAUAAAUCACGCUAUUCGCGCGUAAAUAGACGCAUGAACGUUUUUAAUUUACUCGCUUCACUCACACCGCCUUAUUCGCGAGUAUCAUGCCGCAGGAUGUCUAUUUGCAUCUUUACAAUAACUUAACAUGUAAAUCACUUACGAUUGGCGCUUCUUCCAUGUCUGGUGUGAACGCAACAUUAGACUGACUGAAAAUUCAGGACUGUUUUCAGGUGCUGUGUAAUAUCAAUGAUCCUGCUGAGGUCAUGGCAUUGAAAGUUCCUUAAUUAUUACCCCUGAAUAAGAGUAUAGUUCCUAGACAUCGAAAUAGAGUGAUUUUCAGUUCCCAUAGAGUAAAACAGUUGAGUUUUACUGUUUUUGAAUGCGUUCAGUCGAUCUCCGGGAUUCACUUUUAGCUUAGCUUAGCAUAGUUCACUGAAUCAGAUUAGACCGUUAGCAUCUCGCUCAAAAUGAAUUAGUUUUGAUAAUUUUCCUAUUUAAAGCUGGACUCUUCUGUUGUUACAUCGUGUACUAAGAUGCGAGCCUUCAGGCGGCUGAUCUGAGACAAUCUCAACUCAUUUCAGAGAAAAGCACUUCAGCUGUUAUGUAGAAACCAGACUGAUGGGAUAAUGUUUUUUUUCAUUUGUGGAGAUUGAGAAUGAUCAAAGGAUCGUUUGGAUCGAUAGGAUCGAUAAAUUGCUUUUAAAUGAACACUCCACUUUAUUUUGGGAAACAGGCUAAUUUUACAGCUCCUCCAGAGUAAAACAGUUGAGUUUUGUCAUUUUUUAAUACAUUCAGCCAAUCUCAGAGUCUCACUGUUAGCUUAGCUUAGCAUAGUUCAUUGAAUCAGGUUAGACCAUUAGCAUCUCGCUCAAAAAUAACAAGAGUUAGAUAAUUUUUCGAUUCAAAGCUUGACUCUUCGGUUCUUACAUCGUGCACUAAGACCGACGGAAAAUUCAGGAAUAUUUUUAGGUGCUGUGUAAUAUUAUUGAUCCUGCCGAAGUCAUGGUACUUCAGGAAAGUUCCUUGAUUAUUACACCAGAAUAAGAGUAUAGUUCCUGGACAUCGAAAUAGCGUAAUUUUACAGCUCCUUCAGUUCAAAACAGUUGAGUUUUACUGUUUUUGAGUCCAUUCAGUCGAUCUCCGGGUCUCACUUUUAGCUUAGCUUAGCAUAGUUAAUUGAAUCAGAUUAGACCAUUAGCAUCUUGCUCAAAAUUAACAAGAUUUUUUAUCAUUUACCUAAUUAAAGCUUGAAGCUUCUGUAGUUACAUCAUACACUAAAACCGACUGAAAAUUCAGGACUAUUCUCAGGUGCUGUGUAAUAUCAUUGAUCCUGCCGAAGUCAUGGUACUUCAGUAAAGUUCCUUAAUUAUUAUGCCAGAAUGAUAUCUAAGUUCCUGGACAUCGAAGUAGAGUUAUUUUCAGCUCCCCUAGAGUAAAGUAGUUGAGUUUUACCAUUUUUUAAUCCAUUCAGUUGAUCUUUGGGUCUCAUUAUUAGCUUAGCUUAGCAUAGUUCAUUGAAUCAGGUUAGGCCGAUAGCAUCUCGCUCAAAAAUAGCAAGAUUUUUUCUUACUUUCGUGGAGAUCGAAAAAAGUAUGAAUGGAAUUGUCCACUUUAAUUUAUUUGCCUUUAUUUUGCACAGGAGUGUUUUUUAUUUAAAUUUUUUAUAAUUGUUUUUAAACGAACACUUUUGUUGGAAAUAGGCUCAUUUAUAUGUCCUCUAAAGUAAAAAAGUUGAGUUUUACUGUUUUUGAAUCCAUUCAGCCGAUCUCAGAGUCUCAAUUUUAGCUUAGCUUAGCAUAGUUCAUUGAAUCGGAUUAGACCGUUAGCAUCUCACUCAAAAAUAACAAGAUUUUUGAUCAUUUUUCUAUUUUAAACUUAACUCUUCUGAAGUAACAUAGUGUACUAAGACCGACAGAAAAUUCAGGCCUAUUUUUAGGUGCUGGUUUUUAUCAUUGCGUACUUCAGCAAAGUUACUUGUUUAUAACGCCAGAAUGAGAGUAUAGUUCCUCGCCAUACUGACCUAGAAACUAGCAACUUUUCUUUUCCAUCAAUCUAAGCACACAAUCUACCUACAGAUAAGUCAAGCUUUAAAUAGGAAAACUAUCAUAAAUCUUUGGUCAUUUUUUGACAAGAUGCUAAUGGUCUAAUCCAAUUUAAUGAUCUAUGCUAAGCUAAGCUAAAAGUGCUCCCGCUAGACCUGGAGAUCGGCUGAAUGGAUUUAAAGAUGGUCAAAUUCAACUUUAGGAGAGCUUUAAAAUGAGACUAUUACCAAAUAAAGUGAUAUGUUCCUUUGAGUGAACCUGAUAUGAGGAGCAGCUUUAAAACAAUAUCAGUCUUCUAGCGCCGUGUUGUUGUGGUGUGAAUGUGUUUGACAUGAAUGAUUGUUUUCUCAGCAGUGAUUGUAGGACUUUUUUAAAACGCUUGCUUAUAUAUGUGCCAUUUAUUUAUUAAUUUAUUUACUCGUCUGUGAUUUCAGUUUCUUUUAGUCUUAAUUCCAUCUCUGUUUUAGGUGAUUAGUGAUUCCCCAGGAAGCUUUUCAUGGACUCAUUUUGAUAAGAAGCGUGAUGCUUUUUUUUAAGUGACGUUUUUCCUGAUUACUUACUUACAAAGUGGCUGACUUUGUAUUCGUGGUGUCAUUAGUUCAUUCACUUUGGUCGUCUUUCUGAUUACAGUGUAAUUAAGGAAGCAUUGUAUAUGCCAUUACGAUGAAAUCAUUGUAUGUGAUCUCUUCUGGUAAUUUGUCUUAGGAUCAUGACAAAAAAAGUUUAAAAGAAACUGAAAAAACCUUCAAAUAAGCCAAUCUUAAUAGCAGUUCUGACUUUAGAUAUAAAACUGAACUGAUCUUUAAAUAAUGACUCUUUUAAGUUCAACUAUUAGGGGAUAGUUCACACAAAAAUGAAGAAUGUUGGAAACUUAUAACCAUUGACUUUCAUUGUAUUUGUUUUUCUUACUAUGGAAGUCAAUGGUUACCGGAAAUAUCUUCAACAGAAUAUGUUCAACAGAAUAGAAAAUGAAAAAUCAGUCAACAAUUUGAAGAAUGUUGGAAAACCUGUAACCAUUGACUUUCAGUGUAUUUGUUUUUCCUACUAUGGAAGUCAAUGUCUGCCAGAAAUAUCUUCAACAGAAUAUGUUCAACAGAAUAGAAAAUGAAAAGUCAGUCAACAGUUUGAAGAAUGUUGGAAAACCUGUAACCAUUGACUUUCAUUGUAUUUGUUUUUCCUACUAUGGAAGUCAAUGUUUACCGAAAAUAUCUUCAACAGAAUAGAAAAUGAAAAAUCUGUCAACAGUUCGAAGAAUGUUGGAAAACCUGUAACCAUUGACUUUGUGUAUUUGUUUUUCCUACUAUGGAAGUCAAUGGUUAUCGGAAAUAUCUUUAACAGAAUAUGUUCAACAGAAUAGAAAAUGAAAAAUCAGUCAACAAUUUGAAGAAUGUUGGAAAACCUGUAACCAUUGACUUUCAUUGUAUUUGUUUUUCUUAAUAUGGUAGUUAAUGGUUACCGGAAAUAUCUUCAACAGAAUAAAGUAAACAAAAAAAAUAAAAAGUAAAAAAAAUUAAAAAUUUGGGGCCGAUACCAAUAUCAUGGAAUAAUAAAAACAAAAUACUUAAGAUGGUUAAGGUUAGGGUUAUGGUUAGGUUAGGGUUAGUAUAUUAUAUGCAGUACCAGUCAAUAUAUGCAUAUUGUAGUACAGUACCAUGUAAAAGAACACUUACCCAUCCAUGUAUGCAAACUUUUGACUAGCACUAUAUAAAAAUGCAGUAUAUUUAUGUAAACAUAGUAGAUAUAGAUAUAUAAACACAUUUUUGCUGUGAUUUAUUCAGGAAGCACAGCAUUUCCAAAUGUAAACACCUGAAAUCAAUUAAGGAAUAAUAAUGAAAAACAAACUGAUUUGGCAUGUUUUAUUCUGUUGUAGUCUAAAUAGUCAGUAUUUUUUGUCAACAAUUUGAGGAAUGUGGAAAACCUGUAACCAUUGACUUUCAUUGUAUUUGUUUUUCCUACUAUGGAAGUCAAUGGUUACCGGAAAUAUCUUCAACAGAAUAAAUAAACUCAGAAUGGUUUAGAACCACUUGAGGGAGAGUAAAUAGUAGAGCCCGACUGAUAUGUUUUUUUGUUUGUUUGUUUGUUUUUUUUCAGAUACCGAUAUUAUGGAGUAAAAAAAUACUUAUGACCGAUAAGGUUAGGGUUAGCAUAUUAUAUGCAGUGCCAGUCAAUAUAUGCAUAUUGUAGUACAAAACAAGUCCAAAGAACACUUAACCAUCCAUGUGUGCAUUGGGUGGGUGGU
Danio aesculapii is the source of this 6454-nucleotide messenger RNA. It is a transcript of the gene atf2, whose product is annotated as activating transcription factor 2. The transcript has 12 exons. Gene Ontology annotation, biological process: regulation of transcription by RNA polymerase II. NCBI's taxonomy places the organism in Eukaryota, Metazoa, Chordata, Actinopteri, Cypriniformes, Danionidae. The record is from RefSeq and is a predicted model, not a curated record. Gene Ontology annotation, molecular function: DNA-binding transcription factor activity, RNA polymerase II-specific; cAMP response element binding. Bases 43 to 1509 code for a protein of 488 amino acids.